Bufo bufo (common toad) is the source of this 2689-nucleotide messenger RNA. RefSeq names its product potassium channel tetramerization domain containing 12 (gene KCTD12). The transcript has a single exon. The record is from RefSeq and is a predicted model, not a curated record. Lineage: Eukaryota; Metazoa; Chordata; Amphibia; Anura; Bufonidae. Gene Ontology annotation, molecular function: protein binding. Gene Ontology annotation, cellular component: presynaptic membrane; postsynaptic membrane. Gene Ontology annotation, biological process: protein homooligomerization; regulation of G protein-coupled receptor signaling pathway. The coding region runs from base 235 to 1209 and encodes 324 amino acids.
GCUCCCUCAAUCAGAAACCCAGGGAGAAGAGAAAGGAAAACAAGGCAGUAUGUUCUGAGCUACUGCUUCUUUUUGCACCUAACCUGCAGAGAGGGACGCUAAAUGCACUGUAAAGCCGACUGCUGGAGCACCUCAAGUACUUAGUUUUCUCCUGCUUUUGUUUGCAUUUUCUCUCCCUUGAAUUCAUUUUUUCUGGAAAGAGAUUACCAAGAAAUUUAUCUCUUUCCAGCCUUCAUGGCUUUACCGGACAGUGCACGUGGAUUACCUAAUGGCGGAGGUGGAGGUGGCAUCUGCACAGGGGGCAAACCCAUGGAUCCUUUGUUUCCAGAAAUAGUGGAACUAAAUGUUGGGGGACAGGUAUAUGUGACUAGACACACGACUCUUGUGUCAGUGCCAGAGUCUCUACUCUGGCGUAUGUUUUCCCAACAGAAACCAGGAGAGCUGGCUCGGGACAGUAAAGGACGUUUCUUCCUGGACAGGGACGGUUUCCUGUUUCGUUAUAUUUUGGAUUAUCUACGAGAUCUGCAGCUUGUUUUGCCAGAUUAUUUUCCUGAAAGAAGUCGUCUACAAAGAGAAGCAGAGCACUUCCAGCUUCCUGAACUAGUGAAACGUCUCAGUCCCCUGCGUAUCAGUAAGGACAGCUCCAUAGGCGGUGAAGAACCACCUUUGCUUCUCACCCCAGCAGCCACUCAAGAUUCUGACCUGGACACUGCCAUCAUUCCUGCCUCAUCUUCUCCUGCAGCGGGGGUGCCCUCCCCAACAUUAGAUCCAUAUCGUUUUAAUGCCUCCUCUUCCUGCAGCCCUGCCUCAGUUCCAAGACUUACUCCUUCCCAGUCCCUUGAAGGCAAAAGAUCUGGAUACAUAACAGUUGGCUAUAGAGGUUCAUACACUAUAGGCCGUGAAGCACAAGCUGAUGCCAAAUUCCGAAGAGUUGCCCGUAUUACUGUUUGUGGCAAAACAUCUCUGGCUAAAGAAGUUUUUGGAGAAACCUUAAAUGAAAGUCGAGAUCCUGAUAGACCCCCAGAGAGGUACACUUCCAGGUACUACCUCAAGUUUAACUUUCUGGAACAAGCUUUCGACAAGUUGUCUGAAUCUGGUUUUCACAUGGUGGCAUGUAGUUCCACUGGUACAUGUGCAUUUGCCAGCAAUGACCAGAGUGAGGACAAAGUGUGGACCAGCUACACUGAAUAUGUCUUCUGCAGAGACUGAAACCUUUUGAGUAAAUUCCAAGAUGCACAAAUAAUACCUAUGUUAUAUCUUUCCUUCACAAGCCACAAAGAAAGACUCCAACCAAAGGAAGAAAGCAGAACUAAUGCAUUAACUUCUUGUUGAUACAGAUGUACUUUCUAGGCAAGCACAGCAAUCAUAAAUGCUGAAGAUUUGCGCAUUACCAGUUAUGACCUAAGUGUAUUGAAGUAUUCUUAGAACAUUGUUUCUCGGUCAGAGAUCAGCUGUCUCCUUGUAUCAGAGAGGCAGAAAGAAUUUAAAGUAACAUUUCUUGACUGAUUACUGCUGGAAUUUGUCAGCAAACCAUUAGAUCUUUCAGGUUAGGAAGGUGAGGGGCAGAAAAUACCACACAACUGCUUCAUAUUUUUGUAAGGGGGGGAUGCAGGGAAAAGAUAGAGACUGUAGAGAAUGUGUAAGUAUGAAUCUUAUUAAAAAUCAUAUUCUGUAUUUAAUAGUAAAAUAUAAGUGUGUAGUUAUAUGAAAUACACAGAUAACCUCCCAUUACAUUAAAAUGUAAUCAGUGCUUAAAAACUUGUUCUUUUAGCAAGAUCUUAAUGAAAUUCUGAUUCAUUUUCUCUUUUAAACCAUUUAUUAAUCCAGCAAUUUUUUGUUUUCUACUUUAUCCAUGUACUAACAGCACUGCCUUCAUUAUGAAAGACAAUGGGGAUUAGAAUUGUAAUGGACCUAAGCUUGGAGGGCAGAAGUAUAUAUUAUGACUUGAUUUAUUAUGUUUUCAGAUUUUUUUUCUAUGUGUUCGAUAAGGCCGUUAGUCAUGGAAAAUACCGUAACUGCAUUUAUGUUAUCUACCAAUGUAUCAGGCUUGUGUGUGUUACUUUUUUAUGUUGCUGGCGGUCGGUUCAGUGUGUUCUAGCUUUAUGAUGCAUUCUUUUCCAACAUUAAUCAAAAUCAUUAAAGGGCUUAUUUACCGAGUACACUGCUGGACUAUCUAAGUAAACAGCCUGCCUGUGAGUAAUACAUUUUCAUAAGGCCUUUGCCCUUAACUGAUCUGAACCUUGUUGUGCACUUUAUAUGCUCCAUUCACAUUGUGCAUGAAGCCAAUUAGGACGGACAAAAGGCACUAUACAGAUCAGGAGCCUGCUGUAUUUGCCACUUUUGUUUCCUGGUUUAUUACAAUAGAUUGAAAAAUGAUAAAUCAUGAUUCUACUAGGCAUCUGCUGUUUUUCUUUUAAUCUGGCGGUUUUCUUAAAGGUAAUAAUGUGAAAAUAAAUCAGUUUCUGUGCAUCCAGGUGCAUAUGAGUGAAGAUGUUGCUGUGGUUUCAUUGCACACAGACAUACACAUGCACACUCUCAGGCAAUGGAGUAGAGAUGAUUUAUAAUCCUUUUACUGCAGCAGCUCUUGAUGCGCAUUGAGCUUGACUUGAUAUGCUCUCUGAUUCCCUGUUGUCUACAGAAGCACAUAGUAUAUUAGUCAGCUAUUACCAGUCAGUAUAUAUAUAUAUAU